AUGCCGCGCGCGCCCAGGUGCAGAGCGGUGCGCGCCCUGCUGCGUGGCCGCUACCGCGAGGUGCUGCCCUUGGCUACCUUCAUGCGGCGCCUGGGGCCGCAAGGCCGGCGGCUCGUGCGGCGCGGGGACCCGGCGGCCUUCCGCGCGCUGGUGGCCCAGUGCCUGGUGUGCGUGCCCUGGGACGCGCGGCCGGCCCCCGUCGGCCCGUCCUUCCGCCAGGUGUCCUGCCUCAAGGAGCUGGUGGCCAGGGUGGUGCAGAGGCUCUGCGAACGCGGCGCCAGGAACGUGCUGGCGUUCGGCUUCGCCCUGCUGGACGGGGCCCGCGGCGGGCCGCCGGUGGCCUUCACGACCAGCGUGCGCAGCUACCUGCCCAACACGGUAACCGAGACCCUGCGCGGCAGCGGCGCCUGGGGGCUGCUGCUGCGCCGGGUGGGCGACGAUGUGCUCGCCCACCUGCUCACGCGCUGCGCGCUCUACCUUCUGGUGGCCCCGAGUUGCGCCUAUCAGGUGUGCGGGCCGCCGCUCUACGACCUCUGUGCACCUGCCGCCACUCGGCCCCUCGCCACCUCCGGCCACCGGCCUGGGACCCGGAUGGACCUCAGACCCACGCGCCAGGCCCGAAACGCGGGCGCGAGGCGGCGGCGGGGCGGCGGCGGGAGCAGCCCGCCUCUAGCCAAGAGGCCCAGGCACGACGUGACCCCAGAGCCCGGGCGGGGGCCAGACAGGCCGCCUUCCCGGGCCCCCCCGCGCGGGGCCCACGGGCUGAGUGGCGGCGAACCUGGCGCAGUGACGUCUGCCAGGGCCGCCGCGGAGGCCAACUCCGGGGAGGGAGGGCCCCCUGGGACUCGGCUCACCUCCGCAGGCGCACAGCUGUCUCGGCCCCAGGGCGUGCCCCUAUCACACCUAUCACACCCUGAGACCAGGCACUUCCUCUACUGCCCGGGAGGCAAGGAGCGGCUGCGCGCCUCCUUCCUGCUCAGUGCCCUGCAGCCUAGCCUGACAGGGGCCCGGACACUCCUGGAGGCCAUCUUUCUGGGCUCUAAGUCUCCGCGGCCAGGGGCUGCCCGCAGGACUCGCCGCCUGCCCGCUCGCUACUGGCGGAUGCGGCCCCUGUUCCGAGAGCUGCUUGCCAACCACGCCCGGUGCCCCUACGACGCGCUCCUCAGGACGCACUGCCCGCUUCGAGCCCCGGCCCCUGCGGAGGGGUCCAGCGGCGGGGUCGGCGGGGGGGCGGGCGGCUGCGCCCUGGGGCGGCCCCCGGGAGCCCCCGGAGGCCUGCUCCAGCUUCUCCGGCAGCACAGCAGCCCCUGGCAGGUGUACGCUUUCCUGCGGGCCUGCCUGUGCAGGCUCGUGCCCGCUGGACUCUGGGGCUCCGGGCACAACCGGCGCCGCUUCCUGAGGAACGUGAAGAAGUUCGUCUCCCUGGGGAAGCACGCUAAGCUCUCGCUGCAGGAGCUGACCUGGAAGAUGCGGGUGCAGGACUGUGCCUGGCUGCGCGGGAGCCCAGGGGCCCGCUGUGUCCCAGCCGCCGAACACCGCCGCAGAGAGGAGGUCCUGGCCAAGCUCCUGUGCUGGUUGAUGGGCACGUACGUGGUCGAGCUGCUCAAGUCCUUUUUUUACGUCACGGAAACCACAUUUCAGAAGAACCGGCUCUUCUUCUACCGGAAGAGGAUCUGGAGCCAGUUGCAGAGCAUAGGAAUCAGACGACACUUCAAUAGUGUGCAUCUUCGAGAACUGUCAGAAGCAGAGGUCAGGAGACACCAGGAAGCCAGACCCACUCUGCUGACAUCCAAACUCCGCUUCCUCCCCAAGCCCAGUGGGCUUCGGCCAAUCGUGAACAUGGACUACGUUGUGGGAGCCAGAACGUUCCGCAGAGACAAGAAGGUCCGGCACCUCACCUCGCAAGUGAAGAACCUGUUCAGUGUGCUGAACUACGAGCGGGCCCGGCGGCCCAGCCUCCUAGGGGCCUCUGUGCUGGGCAUGGACGACAUCCACAGGGUCUGGCGUAGCUUUGUGCUGCGCGUGCGGGCUCAGGACCCAGCGCCCCAGCUGUACUUUGUCAAGGUGGACGUGACGGGGGCCUACGAUGCCCUCCCUCAGGACAAGCUGGUGGAGGUGAUCGCCAACGUGAUCAGGCCUCAAGAAAACACGUACUGCGUGCGCCAGUAUGCAGUGGUCCAGAGAACCGCCCAGGGGCACGUCCGCAAGUCCUUCAAGAGACACCAGGUGUCCACCUUCGUGGACCUCCAGCCUUACAUGAGACAGUUCGUGGAGCAUCUACAGGAGACAAGCUCCCUGAGGGAUGCCGUGGUCAUCGAGCAGAGCUCCUCUCUGAACGAGACUGGCCACAGCCUUUUCCACCUCUUCCUGCGCCUGGUGCACAACCACGUCAUCAGGAUCGGGGGCAAGUCCUACGUGCAGUGUCAGGGGAUCCCCCAGGGCUCCAUCCUGUCCACUCUGCUCUGCAGCCUGUGCUACGGGGACAUGGAGAGCAGGCUGUUUUCCGGGAUCCAGCAGGACGGGUACGGGUCCCCUUUGUGUGUGUGUGUGUGUGUGUGUGUGUGUGUGUGGUCCUGCCUCCAGCCGCCUCGUGUCUCGGGUCCUCUUGACUCGGACGGACCACCCUCUCGUCUUUGUGUCGGGUCACGUGGUGGGCAGCAAGCAGGUCGUGAACACAGGCUCGUAAGCGGCUGCGAAUGCGGCCAAGGCUCGGGCUCCCACCGGAGCCGCACCCUGGCCCCAGAGCCCGGCCGCCGCCCGGCCUCCCCCCCCUCGCCCCGCCCCGCCCGAGGUGCGAGCCUUGGUCAGGUUCUCUGGAGAGAGUUACUUCGUUCCCGUCCUGGUGAACCCCGACACGGGGUCCCCCGCUGCAGUGCUGGGCGGUCCUCUCGUAGGGUGCUCCUGCGUCUGGUGGACGACUUCCUGCUGGUCACGCCUCACCUGGCGCAAGCCCAAGCCUUUCUCAGGACCCUGGUCAGCGGUGUUCCUGAGUAUGGCUGCACAGCCAACUUGCAGAAGACGGCAGUGAACUUCCCCGUGGACACUGGCGCCCCGGGCAGUGUGGCCCCCCUCCAGCUGCCCGCCCACUGCCUGUUCCCCUGGUGCGGUUUGCUGCUGGACACGCGGACCCUGGAGGUGUUCUGCGACUACUCCAGUUACGCCCAGACCUCCAUCCGCUCGAGCCUGACCUUCAGCCAGGGCACCAGGCCCGGGAGGAACAUGCGUCGCAAGCUGCUUGCGGUCAUGCGGCUGAAGUGCUGCGCUGUGUUUCUGGAUCUGCAGGUUCCACGCGUGCGUGCUCCAGCUUCCGUUCAACCAGCCGGUGAGGAAGAACCCCUCCUUUUUCCUCCAUGUCAUCGCGGACACCGCGUCGCGCUGCUACUCCCUCCUGAAAGCCAAGAACACAGGCUGAGCAUCCAGAUGACUGAGCUGACACAUUUAUGGCUGACCCAAGUCCAGGGAGGACGUCGUCAGCGCACCGGAGGUGAGCAGUGCAGAACUGAGCCCCACCCAACCCUCCCACCCCCCCGGCCAGCCCCGUGGUGCCCUUGCUUUGUAAACACAGGGAGGACAGACUGCCCAACACGGGGGACACCCCCAGGACCCCUCACCGGGCAUCUGGGCACCCGCCGCUGGCCCCCACCCACCUACGUGCCAGGGGCCCGGUUCUGACGUUUUCGUCACAGACCAGACCCAAGACGGCACCCACUCAUCCUCUACACACACCAGAGUCUUCUGGUACAGGUAUUUUGUCGGCAUUUUGCUCAGGAUCACGAAUCUGUUUUGAAGUGUUAAACCCUUGAAAAGACAUGUGCUUGGUCAGGCUCAGUCACUGAAACUUCCUGGUUUCCCUCUUUCGAAAGCCACCGUGCGCACUGCCAGACCUCCUCCAGGUGAAACGUGGAAAUAGGAUUUGUAAAAGGCAAAGGAAUUCAGUUUUCUGGCCUUCCUUAGAUCCGAGCUGCAUGUAGAGAAGCCCUUUCACUCAUGCACCCUGCAAACGUGUGUGCAGUAGGUGAGUUCAAGGUGAGUAGCUCAAGAGGAGACAUAGAUGGUGUCCCCAGGGCCCCCAAAGCGCUGAGUGGUUUACCCCUUGAGCCCCGGUUCCUGCCCCUCCCUCAACUGGCAUACCCCUGGGUGCGUGCUUGGCACCUGGCCACAUGGAUACUCUCCUGUGGAGGACACUGUAGAGUAAAGGGCUUCCCAAACCUGGGUGCCCUCAGAAUUGCCCAGGCACUGUAGGAGGUGGAGUAGUGACCCCCCAAGAGCACCUACGUCCUAACUCCAGAACCUGCAAGUGUUGUGUGACAUGGCAAAGGGGAAUUAUGUGGGCAGGUGGGAUUAGGUAGCUUAUCAGUAGACCUCAAGAUGGGGAGAUCAUCCCGAAUUACCCAGGUGCACCCAGGGAGAUCACAGGGUGAAAGGAGGACGGACAAACGCGGGGGGAAAAGACUCGCUGACCUCACUGGCUUGUCGAGGCAGGAAGGGGCCACGAGCCCAGGAUUGCAGCAUGGGGGCCAAGGCGCAGAGCUACCCGUGGGACUUGGGGCACAUUUCGGGGGGGGCACUCUUGAGUUAAAUCCUUUGUAAUACUCAGCUCCACUUGGGAGUGGGGGAGGGGGCAAGAGCAGCCGCGACAGGCGUCCUGGACUGGGCCCCCUGUGACCCUCCAAGAGACUUUGUCGGCCGGGACUUUUCAGCACCCCGGACAGCGUUUGUCCUGCCCAACAACAGGAAAGCCAUCCGUGGUCUCCUGUGGCAAAGUCACACAGCAAGACUGUGUGUCGGGGCCCACCUCCUUAGAUCUGAUGCCUGGUUCACAGUGUUGUCAGAGGAGAGAGAGGGGGGAGGAGGAGGAGAGGAAGGAAAUGGAUGGAGGGAGCGAGGGAGGAAUUGGAUGGAUAGAAGAAUGGAGGGAGGAAGGACCUGGGUGGCUCAGUGGGCUAGACAUCUGAUUCUUGAUCUCAGCUCAGGUCUUAAUCCCAGGGUCCUGUGCCCUCCUGUGCACCCCUUCCUCCAACUCUGUGUUGGGUUCCAUGCUGAGCGAGGAGCCCGCUUGGGAUUCUCUCUCUCCCUCCCUCUCUGCCCCUCCCCUGCUCUCACUCUCUCUCUCUCAAAAAUAAACAAAUAAAUAUAAAAAAAAAUAAGAAUGGAAGGACAGAGAUGGGGGAGGGAGGGAGGAAAUGGAUGGAUGGAUGGAUGGAUGGAAGGAAGGGGUUGGAGGAAGGGGUGCAUGGGAGGGCCGGUGGAGGAGGUGAGCACGCUGGAGCUGAGAAAUGAGGAGGCGCCCCUGCACGGAGGCUGCAGGAGGCGUGGUGUGCAGUGAGUGUGCCACGCUCCUCUGGAAACAGUAGAACCUGUUUCUGUUCCUUCU
Molecule: messenger RNA, 5374 nt
Organism: Prionailurus viverrinus (fishing cat)
Lineage: Eukaryota; Metazoa; Chordata; Mammalia; Carnivora; Felidae
Gene: TERT
Product: telomerase reverse transcriptase
Exons: 13
Coding region: 1-3672 (1223 amino acids)
Biological process (GO): telomere maintenance via telomerase
Cellular component (GO): telomerase catalytic core complex
Molecular function (GO): telomerase RNA binding; telomeric repeat DNA binding
Source: RefSeq, a predicted model, not a curated record